ACCCACUAACCUCUAUCCUCUGCUCUUCCCAUCUCCCCAUCCUCUCUUCUUCCUCUUCCCAGUUCGAUAUUUUUCACAGCUUUUAAUUUGAAAAUUUUUAGCUGCAUUGCGUCUGGGAAGAGGAACUUGAUUUUAUUUAGCAUUUACCUUCUCUGUUUUCCAUUAGGGCUUCCACUUUUUUCUUUUGUCCGAGAUGGGAAGGGUUCUGUUUCUGGUUAACCUGUUCUUGCUUUCUAUAGCCUCCGUUGCAUCUGCUACGCAUGAUUAUCAGAAAGCUCUCAGCAAGAGCAUUCUCUUCUUUGAGGCUCAGAGAUCCGGUUAUCUACCAGGCAACCAGAGGAUUAACUGGAGAGGAAACUCCGGUCUUCUUGAUGGGAAAGCAAAUGGGUUAGAUCUGGUUGGGGGUUACUAUGAUGCAGGGGACAAUGUAAAGUUUGGGUUACCCAUGGCAUUCACCAUCACCAUGAUGUCUUGGGGAAUAUUAGAGUACGGGAAGCAAAUGGCUGAAAGUGGGGAGCUCGGGCAUGCCAUGGAAGCAGUGAAGUGGGGCACCGACUAUCUCAUUAAAGCUCACCCCGAACCUACUGUUCUCUAUGGCGAGGUGGGCGACGGGAACACCGACCACUACUGUUGGCAGCGACCGGAGGACAUGACGACGAGCCGGCAGGCCUACCGGAUCGACACAGAACACCCUGGGUCUGACCUCGCCGGUGAGACCGCCGCCGCAAUGGCCGCGGCCUCCAUCGUUUUCCGCCGGUCCGAUCCGGCUUACUCCAACCAGCUCCUCCUCCACGCCAAGCAGCUCUUCGAUUUUGCUGAUAAAUACCGCGGGAAGUACGACAGCAGCAUCUCCGUUGUUCAGAAGUACUACAGAUCCAUCAGCGGAUACGGGGAUGAGCUUCUUUGGGCUGCAGCGUGGAUGCACGAGGCGACCGACGAGCCAUGUUACUUGGACUACUUGGGAAGCAACGGUGGCCCACUGGGUGGGACUGGGUGGGCCAUGACCGAAUUUGGUUGGGACGUCAAGUAUGCCGGUGUGCAAGUUCUCGUUUCCAAGUUUCUUCUCCAAGGGAAAGCAGCUCACAAUUGGCAGGUGUUUGAGAAGUACAGACAGAAUGCAGACUUCUUCAUGUGCUCAUGCUUGGGGAAGGGCUCCCACAAUGUUCAGAGAACCCCUGGUGGCCUUCUCUUCCGGCAGCGAUGGAACAACUUGCAGUUUGUGACUAGUGCUUCUUUUCUGCUCACCGUCUUCUCCGACUAUCUCCAAUCUGCAGGACAGAAUGUGAAGUGUUCCUCAGGAGUUGCCUCGCCUUCUGAUCUUGUCAGCUUUGCCAAGUCACAGGUGGAUUACAUUCUCGGCGACAACCCCAGAGGUACCAGCUACAUGGUAGGAUACGGUUCAACCUAUCCACAGCAGGUACACCAUCGUGGAUCCUCGAUCGUCUCUAUCAAGGUGGAUGAUUCAUUUGUGAGUUGUAGAGGUGGAUAUGCAACUUGGUUUAGCCGAAAGGCUAGUGACCCCAAUCUCUUGGAUGGUGCCAUUGUUGGUGGUCCUGAUGCUUAUGAUAAUUUUGCUGAUGAGAGAGAUAACUAUGAGCAGACUGAGCCUGCUACCUAUAAUAAUGCUCCUUUAGUUGGUCUUCUUGCUCGCCUUCAUGGUGGCAAUGGUGGAUUUAACCAGCUUUUACCUGUUGUGAUUACUAAGCCUAAUUUGCCUACAAUGCCUAAACCUUUGCCAAGUCCCCAACCAAAGCCGUCACCUGUUCCAGUAACUGGUGCUUUCUCUCCAUUCACUGUAAAGCAAACUGCAACAACUUCCUGGUUUGCAAAAGGACGAACCUACUAUAGAUACUCAGUUAUUAUUAAUAACAAUUCAUCAAUGACAGCAAAGGAUCUGAAGAUAGUUGUUUCGAAGCUCUAUGGCCCGAUAUGGGGACUCCAAAGGGCUGUACAUGGUUACAAUUUUCCUUCAUGGAUUCAGUCGCUGCCCGCUGGAAAGAGCUUUGAGUUUGUGUACAUCCAUUCGGCUAAACCAGCAGAUAUUUGGAUCUCUGGUUAUAAACUUGUCUGAAAUUCUUUGAAGUAUAAGAAUUGAGGUCUUGGAGCAGCAUAUAUAGUUCAGUAGUGGAGGGUUUUUUAUAUCCCUUGUCUACUGUGGUUUGCAUGAAGUGUUUAGUUUUUAUAU
Phalaenopsis equestris is the source of this 2185-nucleotide messenger RNA. Its product is annotated as endoglucanase 19-like. The transcript is spliced from 9 exons. The coding region runs from base 194 to 2071 and encodes 625 amino acids. Gene Ontology annotation, biological process: carbohydrate metabolic process. The record is from RefSeq and is a predicted model, not a curated record. NCBI's taxonomy places the organism in Eukaryota, Viridiplantae, Streptophyta, Magnoliopsida, Asparagales, Orchidaceae. Gene Ontology annotation, molecular function: carbohydrate binding; hydrolase activity, hydrolyzing O-glycosyl compounds.